Heteronotia binoei (common prickly gecko) is the source of this 5512-nucleotide messenger RNA. It is a transcript of the gene NEK1, whose product is annotated as NIMA related kinase 1. Gene Ontology annotation, molecular function: protein kinase activity; ATP binding. Gene Ontology annotation, biological process: protein phosphorylation. NCBI's taxonomy places the organism in Eukaryota, Metazoa, Chordata, Lepidosauria, Squamata, Gekkonidae. The record is from RefSeq and is a predicted model, not a curated record. The coding region runs from base 414 to 4292 and encodes 1292 amino acids. The transcript is spliced from 36 exons.
AGCAGCCCAACGUUUAGCUCUCCAGCCUAUAGCGACGUGGAAGGGGUGGGGCUGCAGUUUGGGCUAGGUUGAAGCUGCUGGAAAAGGGUGAGGGGGAGAUCGGUAAUAAGGUUGGAUGGAAAGGGUUCGCAAGGUGCUCUCUAGUUAGAGGGAAGGGGGCGCACGAAGGCUUGACACGUCCUUACUUGGCCUUAUUAAACAGGAAGCGGUUUCUGGUUUGUCUUUUUCCAGGACUUGAUGCUGUUUCUUUCGUGGCUCUAUCCUAGAUACCUGAUGGAAGAAAGUGGACUGUCAGCUUAUGGACAAACAGGCAUUUCUGAGCACUCUUCUGGGUAGUUCUUUGUACCUCACAAUAUAAGAACAGAAUCUGUAGGCUAUUGAGCUUACUAAUAAGGAUGCCUUAGGAAAAUACCAUGGACAAAUAUAUUAAGGUGCAAAAGAUUGGUGAAGGAUCAUUUGGUAAAGCAAUUCUGGUGAAAUCAAAGGAAAAUGGCAAACAAUAUGUUAUUAAGGAGAUCAAUAUAUCUAAGAUGUCAAAUAAAGAGAGAGAAGAAUCAAGGCGAGAAGUUGCUGUAUUGGCAAACAUGAAACAUCCAAAUAUUGUCCUGUACAGAGAAUCAUUUGAAGAAGGUGGCUGUCUUUACAUAGUGAUGGAUUAUUGUGAAGGAGGAGAUCUGUUCAAAAAAAUUAAUGCACAGAAAGGUGCCUUGUUUUCAGAAGACCAGAUCAUGGAUUGGUUUGUUCAGAUCUGCUUAGCGUUAAAACAUGUACAUGAUAGAAAGAUUUUGCAUCGAGAUAUAAAGUCACAGAAUAUAUUUUUAACCAAAAAUGGCACAAUACAGCUGGGAGACUUUGGAAUAGCUAGAGUGCUCAAUAGUACAGUGGAGCUUGCUCGAACUUGUAUAGGAACACCUUAUUACUUGUCACCUGAAAUCUGCGAGAACAAGCCUUACAACAAUAAAAGUGACAUAUGGGCUCUUGGUUGUGUUCUCUAUGAAAUGUGUACACUGAAACAUGCAUUUGAAGCUGGAAAUAUGAAGAAUUUGGUACUCAAGAUAAUCUCUGGAUCAUUUCCACCUGUUUCUGUACAUUAUUCCUAUGAGCUCCGGAAUCUACUUUCACAGUUGUUUAAAAGAAAUCCUAGGGAUAGACCAUCAGUCACCUCCAUAUUGGAGAAAAAUUUUGUAGCUAAACGCAUUGAAAAAUUUCUUACACCACAGCUUUUUGCAGAAGAGUUCAGCCAUAAAGUAUUGCAGAAGUUUGGACAGCAUGCUGCACCAGUAAAGAGACCAGCUCAAGGACAAAACCUGGCCUCUGCUGCACCUGCUCAGAAAAUUACCAAACCUGCUGCUAAAUAUGGAGUGCCUUUAACCUUUAAAAAAGCUGGAGAUGGAGCUAAAAAGUACUAUGAGAAGCCUUUGCUUAAAUGUAGACAGGCUUGUCCAUGUCCUGUGAAGAAAGGGAAACCAGGAGAAGAAAGGAGGAAAAUGUUUGAGGAAGCUGCUAAAAAGAAAAGGCUAGAAAUUUUGGGAAAGGAAAAACGACAGAGAGAGCAGAUCAGUUUCAUGAAGGUGGAACAGAUGAGAAGGCUUGAGAAAGAAAGGAUGGAUCGAAUAAACAGAGCCAGGGAGCAGGGCUGGAGGAAUGUGCUCAGUGCAGGUGGAAGUGGUGAAACCAAGGCUCAGUGUUUUGGUGGAGGAGGAGGUGUGGUGCCUUUACCUGUGCCAGCUCGAGGACUAUAUGAACACUAUCAUGCUAUUUUUGAUCAGAUGCAACAACAAAGGGAAAACAUUAAAAUAGCAGAGGGAAAAGAGGCUGAACUGAGAGAAAAGCAAGCUCCAGAGUCUGUUGACAGAGGACUUCCACCUGGAGUUCAUCCAGGAGUUCCUAAUGGGCCUGCAGGUCACCAUCAUUCACCUGAUGCUGAUGCAAUUAGGAAAAGAGUGAAAAGAUUGGAGGAAGUGUCUAGACAAGCCAGUGCAAACAGGCAGAAGGGAUGGGUGGCUGCAGAAAGAGCUAAACAAGUUGAAGAGUUCUGGCAGCGGAAGCGAGAAGCAUUGCAAAACAAAGCUCGCGCUGAAGGACAUAUGGAUACACUGCAAAACCUGGCAGCUAUCUAUGGAGGCAGGCCCAUUUCUUCAAGAGGAAAGAAAGCCAGAAACAAGGCGGAAGAGGAGUACUUGGCAAGGCUGAGACAAAUUAGACUUCAAAAUUUCAAUGAACGUCAGCAGAUUAAAGCUAAACUUCGUGGACAAAAGAAUGAAGCUGGAGGUUCUCCUGUACACGAACUAAGUGAAGAAGCAGAAAUAAGGCGUAAAAAAAUUGAAGCGCUAAAGGCACAAGCAAGUGCCCGGGCUGCAGUCCUAAAAGAACAGCUGGAACGAAAAAGAAAAGAGGCUUACGAAAGAGAGAAGAGAGCUUGGGAAGAACAUCUUGUAGCCAAAGGGAUAAAGAAUCCUAUGGGAGUUGCAGAAUUAAGUCCCACACAUGGCAAACAAGAAGCUGGAGGUUCUCCUACCAGGCUGUCAAAGCCCAGUUCACCUCAAGUCAUCUCCAUGACAUCAGCUUUGAAGGAAGUGGGUGCGUUAAAGGAUGCAAAUGCUGAUGCCUCUCAGGAACCUUCAGCAGAAAUAGAACCUGAUGUGGCUGUUCAAAACAAGCGACAAAUACUCCGAAGACUGAAUCAAAACCUUAAAGCUCAAGAAGAUGUGGAAGAGCACAGUGAGCCUCAAUGCAAUGAUGAGGUAGCUGUGGCUGAUGAAAAUAACCAGCCUCAAGAAGAGAAGUGUUUGCUUUUAGCUGAUCGCAAGAAGUGGGAGGCAGGGGCUCAACUUGUGGUUCCUCUAGCUCAGUUAACGAUGGAAGGAUCCUUCUCAGGGACAGAAGCACAGACAAUUGGGGAGGUUAUUAAGCUUGAUGUUGCUGAUCCUCAGCGAAAAGUCUGGGGCAAAAGCCCAACCGACUCAGUACUGAAGAUACUAGGAGAGGCUGAAUUGCAGCUUCAGACUGAUCUACUAGAUGACUUAAGCAUUACCAAUGAAAUACCAAAAGAAACGUUAACAGUCAGAGAAAAUAGCGAACUGAGAAAAGCAACUCCUGGUGGAGAGGAAUCAUCACCUGAAGGAGCUAAUAGUGAAAUAAUAACUGCCGGAAGCAUUCCUGCACCAGACUUCACAUGCUUGUCUCCCAGACAUGACCUGAUGGAUGAGCCUGAUGAUUUGGAAACUGAAUUGUUGGUAGAGCUCAAAGAAAAUAAAUGCAAUGCAAAUGCAUUCCCUGUUGUCGAAGAAGUGUGGGUUAAAGAAAGGGAAGAAGUCGAGGCAACAGUGCCAUUGGAUCACACUGAUAGUGACCAGUAUGACAACAAUGAAGAGCCAACCUCAGAAGAAAGAAUAUUUAAAAAGAUAACACAGCAUGAUGAAGCUUCAAUAGAUACUGGUCUCAGUGAUUCAUUGCAUCAUGAGCCCUUUUUCCAGAAGGUGGCACAGUAUCAAGCAAUACUAACAGCUUCCCCAGUUCUGUCUGCACAGUCUUCACUUGACGAUUCUCUUCCAACAAGGUCACGUUCUGUAUCACCAGAAAAGACUAGAGGCAAAAACUCACUAUUAAUAGGGCUUUCUACUGGCCUCUUUGAUGCAAACAAUCCAAAGAUGCUGAGAACCUGCUCCCUCCCUGAUCUUUCUAAGCUGUAUAAAACAUUAGUUGAUGUUCCCAGUAUUGCUGACAUACAAAAUCGAGAGAAUCUUGAAAUAGAGGAUAUAGAAGAUGAACCUAUCAAAGAAGGACAGUCUGACUCAGAAGACAUUAUGUUUGGGGAAGCAGACACAGACUUGCAAGAGCUUCAAGCUUCAAUGGAGCAAUUGCUUAGAGAGCAACCUAGCGAGGAAUUCAGUGAAGAGGAAGAAACUACUUUGAAAGCAGAAUGCCUUACGAAUGGUACAGAGGUGGAUGAGGAUGACAACAAUCCCAGUAGUGAAAGUGCUCUUAAUGAAGAAUGGCAUUCAGACAACAGUGAUGGUGAUAAUGCCAGUGAAUGUGAAGAGUAUGAUAGUGUGUUCAGUCAUUUGGAAGAGCUGAGAUGUAACCUGGAGCAAGAAAUUGGCUUUGAAAAAUUCAUUGAAGUUUAUGACAAAUUAAAGGCUAUACAUGAAGAUGAAGAUGAGAACAUUGAUAUUUGUUCAACCAUAGUGCAGAAUAUUUUAGGAAAUGAACACAAGCAUCUAUAUGCCAAAAUUCUCCAUUUAGUAAUGGCAGAUGGAGCUUAUCAAGAAGACAAUGAUCUGCCUUUGUGAAAUUUCAAGCCAAAUAAUUGUGCUGAACAAAAUCUGUACACCUACAGGACACGGUUGGAAAAAGAACAGUUGUUUGUCGGCGCAGGCUUGAAAAGCUUGUUGAAUGCACAAAGGAGAUGGGAAAGCGUGACACUUCUCACUGAAAUGCUGUUUAUAGAUUUCUUUUGACAUGUAUAGCCUCAUUUCAACAGAUAACUGGCAAAAGUUACUUUUAUUUUAAAAUGAACAAGCAGAUAAUAGGUUGACUCAGAAGUGAUUUCAAAGGUUAUCAUGUAUGAGUAAGUCCCUUGUCACAUUAGCUGUAGUUGUUCAACUCUUAAGUAGUUAAAAGAACAACCCAAGAAAAGACCUUUUUAUGUUCUUGGUUUAAAAAAAUAAUCCUGAGUAAUAUUAAUACCACUUUCUGCGUCUUUGCUUCCUAUUCAAGGUGGGUUUUUUUUUUUACUGCUCAGUAGUGGUUUCCUUGAUCUUAAAAAGACUAUUAUAUGGAAGCCACUCACAUUGAAAUUGGUGGGACAUUUCCAUUUGAUGUAUGUUUAGAAACAAGGUAGUCAAAAACUUUGCUUGAUUUUGUGUAUGAAUGUGUGUGUGUGCACCAGGUCAUUUACCAUUUUUUCCUUCAAAUCAAAGCCCACCAGUGUGUCAUAUUCAAAACUUGAUAUUUCUAUGAGGUUGGAGUCAGAAAGAGGUUCUACUACUUUCUUCUAUAAACAAUAGCAGUUUGAAUAGUGAAAGUGUCUCUCAUGAUAGCAACACAACUGGGACAAGCCUGCUGCUCCCUUUUUGUCCAGUAAUUGGGACCCUCCCUGCAGUGACUGAGAUGAAAGUAAAUACAAAGGUUGUGUGUCUGCUUUGAAAGAAGAUAUGCAUCUGGCAGCUGGAUUUUCCAGAGGAACCAAGAUCUAUUAAUUUCUGUUUAUUUGCAUGGGCUGGCUCUCCUUGAGAAGAAGGGAUAGUUUAUGGGGAGACAGAUGAAUUCCUGCAAGGUGACAACUUAAAAUAUUUCUGGUAUGCAAUUGGUGAAUUGUUGGCUAGAUGGAUCACCUGUAAUGUUUAACCUCCAGUUAUUCUGUUGAAAGAAGUAACUUUACAUUCCCCAGCUAACAGUGUCAGGAGGAAAGUGUGUGUGUGUGUGAGAGAGAGACUUAGUGUUUUUAAGCACUAAAUUAAACGUUAUGUUUUAUUUCUAACCAAACAAAAUAAAUGAUCUUUUUGUACAA